AUGUGUAUGCACAAUCUCUUAUCAAUCCUCUGUUUUUUCCUCCUCGCCAAUAGCUUCGGCUACGUGUCUGCACAAAAAUGCGUGGACUCAAUGUUAUUCAGACCAAACAGUACUUACGACACAAACCGUCGUCUCAUUCUCUCAACUCUUGCUUCCAACGUCAGUUCUCGAGACGGCUACUACAACGGUUCUGUCGGUGAAGGACCUGGAAGAAUCUAUGCCCUAGGACUCUGUAUCCCAGGGGCUGAUCCAAAGCUCUGUUCUGAUUGUAUCCAAAUCGCAUCAACAGGUUUAUUACAAAACUGCCCGAACCAGACCAACUCAUACGACUGGAGAUCUCAGAAGACGCUUUGUUUCGUUCGUUACUCCAACAGCUCGUUUUUCAACGACAUGGAUCUAGAGCCAACGAUGGUGAUAGGAGAUUUAGAUGAUGGAAUAUUCCAAGGAAACCUUAAAGCUUAUACAAGAACAUGGGACUCGUUCAUGAACUUUAUGAUCACCCGUGUUGGUCAAACUCGUUACCUGGCUAAUACAUCUCCUCGGAUAGGUUCUGCUCGUAUAUACGCGCUGAUGCAGUGUAUUCCAGGGAUAUCAUCUGAAGAAUGUAAAACAUGUAUUCAAGAAAACGUGCGUGUGUACGAGAAUUGCUGUAAAGGGUUCAUAGGAGGAACAGUUCGUAAGCCGGUCUGUUUUUUCCGGUGGGAUGGUUCUGAAUAUCUUGGUGCCUUUGGUGACAAGUCAUCGCUAACUCCACCUCCUCCAGAUGGGAAAACAAUGUCUUCCGGAGCUAUUGUUUCGAUUGUUGUUUCCGCGGUUAUAUUUGUGGCGUUGCUCGGUUUAGCAUUAGUCGUUUGGAAGAGAAGACAAUCAUACAAAACACUAAAACCUCAAAUUAUUGCAGCUAAUGAUGGCAUGAUAAGUCCACAGUCUCUUCAAUUUGAUUUUGCAACAAUUGAAGCGGCAACAGAUAAAUUUUCGAUGAAUAAUAAGCUAGGCCAAGGCGGAUUUGGUGAAGUUUACAAGGGAAUGUUACCAAAUGAUACAGAAGUUGCGGUGAAGCGACUAUCGAGAAAUUCAGGACAAGGCACAAAAGAGUUCAAGAACGAAGUUGUGAUUGUGGCCAAGCUUCAACACAAGAAUCUUGUUAGGCUUCUUGGGUUUUGCUUAGAAACGGAUGAACAGAUACUUGUCUACGAGUUUGUUCCCAACAAGAGCCUUGACUAUUUCCUCUUUGACGUAACAAAGAAGAGUCAACUAGACUGGGAUAGACGAUACAACAUCAUAGGAGGGAUUACGCGAGGGCUUCUCUAUCUUCAUCAAGACUCACGGCUCACGAUCAUACACCGUGACAUCAAAGCAAGUAACAUUCUUUUAGAUGCUGAUAUGAACCCUAAGAUAGCGGAUUUUGGAAUGGCAAGGAAUUUCAGAGUAGACCAAACUGAAGACAACACAAGAAGAGUUGUUGGAACCUUCGGUUACAUGCCUCCAGAAUAUGUGACACGUGGCCAAUUCUCCACCAAAUCUGAUGUUUAUAGCUUCGGAGUAUUGAUUCUUGAGAUUGUUUGUGGCAAGAAGAAUAGCAGCUUCUAUCAUAUGGAUGAUUCUGGUGGCAAUUUGGUGACUCAUGUAUGGAGACUUUGGAACAAUGCUUCACCUUUGGAUCUCAUCGACCCCGCGAUUAGGGAAAGCUAUGAGAAGGAUGAAGUCGUUAGAUGCAUCCAUAUCGGACUAUUAUGUGUUCAAGAAACUCCUGCAGAUCGUCCAGCUAUGUAUACAAUCUAUCAAAUGCUUACCAAUAGCUCAAUUACUCUACCUGUGCCUCGACCACCCGGAUUUUUCUUCAGGAACAUACCUAGUUUAGACCCAUUAACUUAUGGAUCCGAGUUAGGGCAAUCCAGCAGCAAGUCUAUUCCUUAUUCCACAAACGACGAUUCAAUAACUAGAGUCACUCCUCGUUGA
This is a messenger RNA of Capsella rubella, 1959 nucleotides long. RefSeq names its product putative cysteine-rich receptor-like protein kinase 32. Gene Ontology annotation, molecular function: protein kinase activity; ATP binding. The transcript is spliced from 6 exons. The coding region runs from base 1 to 1959 and encodes 652 amino acids. Gene Ontology annotation, biological process: protein phosphorylation. The record is from RefSeq and is a predicted model, not a curated record. NCBI's taxonomy places the organism in Eukaryota, Viridiplantae, Streptophyta, Magnoliopsida, Brassicales, Brassicaceae.